AUGCUGCGGCGCAUGACCGAGCUGGGCAUGCCACAAGAAUGGACAGACCUCCUACGUCGCCUCUAUGCCGAUAGCUCGGUGGUAGCACGCUUGGCAGAUACGUCCUCUGAGCCAGUAAAGGUCAGCAGAGGACUCAGGCAGGGGUGCCCACUCUCGCCCCUGCUAUACAUGCUGUAUGCAUCAGGCUUAGAAAGUGCCCUCAUCCAAUCAAACAUUGGGUUCAAGAUGAAAUUCCUGUCAGAAGGACAGCCCGAAGUAUGGACACUACCGGGGCUGGUGUUUGCAGAUGAUAUUGUUCUCCUUGCGGAAGACCGACAUCAGCUCCAGCAGUUGGUGACAAUAUCAGCUCACCAUUUGGCAGGCUUAGGCCUUCGGUUCAACCCUCAGAAGUCGGCUGUUGUCCAAUUUGCCGGAGAAGUGGAUACAAACCUCCCGUUGGAACUUCCGAAUGGAGACAAACUGCCAUUCUCAACAGAAUACCGGUAUCUGGGUGUGACCAUCGGCAUGGGGGAAGGCCACUUCUUGGGGCACGAGGAUCGGUUGCGACAGACCUCCCAGCGCGCGAGCUGCAUUCUGCGCCGGAGAAGCCUCUGGGGUUGCAACAGAUAUGUAUUGGUGCGAGAGCUGUGGAAGUCGGUCCAUGUCCCAUGCCUGACCUUUGCGAAUGCCAUUAUAUGCCUGACAAGCAGGACCCCGAACUCGGCGGGGUCGGAUAUGGAAGCUGGCAGCGAAGACGAGGGACCCUGCAAUGUUGCCAGUCCGUCCCCCGUGGCAUCACCCGAUUCAAACAACAACAGCGAAAGUGUGCACAGUCCGGCAGGCUCCGACAACGAGGAUGGCAGUGGUCAGGAGAGUGGUCAAGAAGACGAGGACACCAACAACAACGAGGCGUCCAGGGACUCUGGCAUCUUCAAGUCCCACCGAGGCCUCGCCAAGUAG
Molecule: messenger RNA, 939 nt
Organism: Rhipicephalus sanguineus (brown dog tick)
Lineage: Eukaryota; Metazoa; Arthropoda; Arachnida; Ixodida; Ixodidae
Exons: 4
Coding region: 1-939 (312 amino acids)
Source: RefSeq, a predicted model, not a curated record